UCACGGCGGGGAAAGGAAAAUUAUGAAUUCUACGAGCUGGCGAAAAUGCUGCCUCUACCUGCGGCUAUCACUAGCCAGUUGGAUAAGGCUUCCAUUAUAAGACUGACAAUAAGUUAUCUCAAACUAAGAGAUUUCUCUGGGCAGGGCGAUCCACCAUGGAGCCGUGAACAGUCGAGCAGUAGCAAAUUGAAAAGCGCUGCAAUUCGACGUAGUCCCGCCGUGGAUUUAUUCGAGCAACAUCAAGGCACUCACAUUUUACAGUCCCUCGAUGGAUUCGCAUUAGCCGUUGCUGCAGAUGGUCGAUUUUUAUACAUAUCGGAAACAGUCUCUAUUUACUUGGGUCUGUCUCAGGUGGAAAUGACAGGAAGUAGCAUAUUCGACUACGUUCAUCAGAGCGACCACGCGGAAAUUGCCGAUCAACUGGGAUUAAGCUUAACUAACGGCGGCAUUGCUGGUGGUGGUAAUGGCAACGGCACAACUGGCCUGGCGUCGCCCACUUCAGGUGCGUCAGACGACGGCAUUGGCACUCACGGCACGAAUAACCCCGACGUCUCUGCGCAAAUGACAGUGUCCUCUACCAGCGGGUACAAAGGCUACGAGCGAUCGUUUUGUAUUCGCAUGAAAUCGACACUUACCAAACGAGGCUGCCAUUUCAAAUCCUCCGGCUACCGG
This is a messenger RNA of Rhagoletis zephyria (snowberry fruit fly), 672 nucleotides long. Its product is annotated as protein trachealess-like. Gene Ontology annotation, biological process: regulation of transcription by RNA polymerase II. NCBI's taxonomy places the organism in Eukaryota, Metazoa, Arthropoda, Insecta, Diptera, Tephritidae. The record is from RefSeq and is a predicted model, not a curated record. Gene Ontology annotation, molecular function: DNA-binding transcription factor activity, RNA polymerase II-specific; protein dimerization activity; RNA polymerase II transcription regulatory region sequence-specific DNA binding.